AUGGCAAUCUUUCCGCAAUUCGAGCCGGAUCCCGAGACGUCGCUGCUCCAGCAGUGCCAAUUCAUCAUCCACCGCAUUACAGUCCUGCUCGAUGAACUUGAGCAGCUCAAGGCUGCCAUCGAGAGGCGGCCGGCGUCGGGGCAUAAGCCCGUUGCGUGGAACCAAGCUGUUCCGGGACUCGGGUUCUUUGAACGGCUUAUUGUUUCUGAGAAGAAGCAUCUUGAGAAGAUGGUGGCGGCGUAUGAUGAUGAUGGGGGUGAUAGUGGUGAGAGGGAAGAAAUUGACACCGAGGCGCUGGAUAGUCGGAUCCGGCUGAGGCUCGAUGCGUCGAAUUACAAGUUUUACGAGACGGUGUGGGAGGUUACGAAGAGGUGUUGUGAGCUUACGGGGAUGAGGAGGGACUUGAGCUACAAGACUGUUGGGGGCAAGAGCGUCAGUGCCGUGAUUGAUUUGGUCGUGAAUGGCGGCGCGGACUGGGUCAAAGUUGUAACGACGACGGAGCGGAGGCUGUUCUACGAGAUGGCGGACGCCGGGUGGGAUUGGGAGGAGGAUUUCGAGGACGAGGGCGCGGACGAGGCCAUGUUGGAGAUUUUGGGGGACGAGACGGAAGAUAGUAUCGAGGUCGCCAAGGUCGCGAGGCACAUGGUUGCCGCGGCGAGGACGUCGUAUCAGGAUUAUCGGCGGCCGAGGGUAAGGAUACUCAUGUCGAGGGUGUCUGAGGGCGAGAAUGACGCUGUGGAUCAUCUGUUGAGGUUGGUGCGGAAGAUGGGCGGCGGGGACGUGGAUCUUGUGGUUGAGACGGCGAAUGGGCCCGGGAUCUUGACGGAGGCCACGCCGCCGCUGGGGGAGGCGAUUGCGAAUCUCGUGGAGGCGGAUUAUUACAAGGAUUUCACGGCGACAGUGAAUGUGGAUUGUUCGGUGUUCAUGGCGUUGGCGUCGGAUUUCAGUCACAUGGCGAUUGGACCGGACUCGGAGCUGUUGAGGUCGAAGCAGCACCGGAUCGACGCGACGGAUGAGGUUGAGAAUGGGCCGCGGUUGGUGAAUACGCUGUAUCCUGCUAUCACUGGCCGGACGCUGGUGUGUACGCGAGAGGCGGCGGAUACGUUUCUCAAGAUUGUGCGGGAUAUCGGGACUGAGGAGGAGAAGGCGAGGACGAGGAUUUUAUUUGAGAAGGGUGAAGAUGCUGAAACAGAGGGAAGUGAUCAAGAUAGAGCGCGGCGGGUGAGGCUGCUCCAGGAACUAUCUGUCUAUCCUGUCCCCGAAGACCUACGCCUCCCAGUGCAGAUCGUGGACUCUGUCUCGUGGGACGAUGCGCAGCGGAUGGUCGCCGAGGGCCAACUCCCCGCCGUCGCAUUGGCCGUCGGGAAGAAAGGGUCCGGUCUGAACGCCAUGAACGUCUCGUCGUUCUUGUACGGGUGGAAGGCGAAGCUGACGACGGUGACGUCGAAUUGGGAGGCGGCCAAGAGGUUGAGGACCGUGAUUGAGACGAAUCGGGUGACGGGGACCGAGGUUGGGCCGCAUAUUUGGCGGAUACCGUUUUCGAGAAAGUUGCUUGCGAAGCCCAAGAAGGAGGGGGAGAGUUGGAGGUUGAAGACGAGGCAGGAGAGGAAGGUUGAGAAGGAGGCGAGUUUGCAAAGUUGGAUUUCGAGCGAGGGGACGGAGACCAUCGCGAAGAUGACGAUAGACGACAGCAAAUGA
Colletotrichum acutatum is the source of this 1698-nucleotide messenger RNA. RefSeq lists its product as uncharacterized. NCBI's taxonomy places the organism in Eukaryota, Fungi, Ascomycota, Sordariomycetes, Glomerellales, Glomerellaceae. The record is from RefSeq and is a predicted model, not a curated record. The coding region runs from base 1 to 1698 and encodes 565 amino acids. The transcript is spliced from 2 exons.